ACACACACACACACGCACACACACACACACACACACACAGUAAGAGAGAGUCAUUCUGUCUGCUCCACCUGCUGUCUCCACUAAAGACACCACAUUACUGCACACAGCCUUCACUUUGCACAUCUUUUCAUGUAAAAUGCGUAAGCGAUUUAUUCAAGUGUGUGGCUUCUUGAUAUCAACGCUGGGCUGGCUGUUUGUGCUGUGCACCAUGGCCAUGGACUUCUGGAGGAUCACUCAAAUAGGAGGCCAGGGCGGGUCGUUCAUCAUCAAGGUGGCCUGGUACUGGUCCAAUCUGUGGAAGGACUGCUUCACUGACUCCACUGCAGUGACAAACUGUAGAGACUUUCCUGUGCUAUGGAGCGUCACCACGUAUGUGCAGGGCGUGCGAGGCUUGCUGAUGUGCGGCCUGACGCUGGGCUUCUUUGCCGCAGUGCUGUGCUUCCUGGGCAUGGAGUGCACUUACAUUGGCGGCGAGCAGCAGAGCAAGGACAAGAUGCUUUUUGCAGGCGCCGUCUUUCACUUUGUAGGCGGUGUGGCAGACAUCGCCGCCUACUGCUUGUACAUCAACAGGGUCGCCAGGACGUCCUUUGCUCCCAGCUUGGCGCCUGGAAUCUUGCGGUACGACUUAGGACCUCCCAUUUUUCUCGGGCUGGUUGGAUGUUUCUGCAUCCUUUUAGGGGCUAUCUUCUACGCCGUCACAGUCUACACGGUCGUCAAACCCAAGAGUCGAGUGGUCUACGCCUACGGAGGACGCACCUACAUGGACCCUCGCUCGAGAGGGAGGAGCCUGUACACAGGCUACUACGGACCCUACAGCGGACCCUCCAGGCUCUAUGGGACGUACUACGCCUCAGGAAGAUCCAGCGGCUCCAGAAUCUCCAAGCUCUCUGCGACAACACCUGAGAAAAUGUCGGCCAGAGAUGCAUUCGUGUAGUCUUGAACACUUGAACUGCGGAAUUGGAAGGAAACUGUUGUACUUACCCAAUUUUUUUUUAUAGAUUUUUAAUAUUGUAUUGUUGUGUGAAUGCUCCAAUGCAUUCACACAUAUAGUUGUUGUUCUUCUUCUUCUCCAGAUGUUGGCGCGCUCUACCUUCUACAUUUUUCACCCGAUUCAAACUGUUCCAACUUCAAACUGUUCAGCCUACGCGGGCUUUCCCUUGACAAAUUCCAAAAAUUCCCAGAAUUCCAGGUUUUUUCAGGACAUUUUUCCCAUUCAAAAUGAAUUGGCCAUUUUUCAAACUUCUACCAUUUCCACAUUUGUAACCUAUUAAAACCAUUCAACACAUUCCACUCAUCCUGGACAUUCAAACUAUAAUUUUUCUAAGUUAAAAUUUUUUCCAGACUCCAAGGUACUUGAACUCCUCCACUUGGGGCAGGGUCUCCUCCCCAACCCGGAGAUGGCACUCCACCCUUUUCCGGGCGAGAACCAUGGACUCGGACUUGGAGGUGCUGAUUCUCAUCCCAGUCGCUUCACACUCAGCUG
Molecule: messenger RNA, 1483 nt
Organism: Entelurus aequoreus (snake pipefish)
Lineage: Eukaryota; Metazoa; Chordata; Actinopteri; Syngnathiformes; Syngnathidae
Gene: cldn10l2
Product: claudin 10-like 2
Exons: 5
Coding region: 137-934 (265 amino acids)
Biological process (GO): bicellular tight junction assembly; cell adhesion
Cellular component (GO): plasma membrane; bicellular tight junction
Molecular function (GO): structural molecule activity
Source: RefSeq, a predicted model, not a curated record